This is a messenger RNA of Penicillium atrosanguineum, 1608 nucleotides long. Its product is annotated as copper fist DNA-binding domain-containing protein. NCBI's taxonomy places the organism in Eukaryota, Fungi, Ascomycota, Eurotiomycetes, Eurotiales, Aspergillaceae. Gene Ontology annotation, molecular function: DNA-binding transcription factor activity, RNA polymerase II-specific; copper ion binding; RNA polymerase II cis-regulatory region sequence-specific DNA binding. The transcript is spliced from 3 exons. The record is from RefSeq and is a predicted model, not a curated record. Gene Ontology annotation, cellular component: nucleus. Gene Ontology annotation, biological process: intracellular iron ion homeostasis; intracellular copper ion homeostasis; positive regulation of transcription by RNA polymerase II. The coding region runs from base 1 to 1608 and encodes 535 amino acids.
AUGCCUCUCGACGAAGAAGGUGCGAAGUGGUCUUGCGAACCAUGCAUUCGCGGCCACCGAUCUUCAAAAUGUCAACACUUCGAUAGACUGAUGAUGAAAGUACCCAAGGCUGGACGCCCCCUAGCCAAAUGUCCCCAUCCAAAGGGGACUUGCAGUUGCCAGAAGACAUUCGCCUUCAUGGUCCGAAUCCCAAAAGGCUCGACAUGUUUAUGCCGACCGCUAUACAAAGUCCCUGCCAGUACAGAUGAUUCAUCCCAGUCUACUCCAGCGCCUGUACCCUCGGCCUCAUCAUCUGCCUCGGCCAAAGUUCAGAAAUCGGGAAGACGACAGAGCCAUCUUCAAGCCGCACCAGGAAACCUUGCGAAGGCGCUGGAAUCUGUGCCCGACAAUCUCAAACUUGAGGAUGGUGUGGCCAAUAAUGCGGCAACCGCUCCUCAUCACUCCGAACAGAAUGGCUCUCUCUCGGGUAUAAACUCGUCCAACGGCUUCCCACCUGCACCCGUAUCUGACGGAGAUACCCCGAAUGGAUCUGGCUGUUGCUCCAAGAAACCCCAGGUCCCACCGGUGGCUUCUAACAGCGGAGGUUCUUGCUGUUCUGGAAAGUCUAAUGCGCCAUCAGCGUCCAAUACUCUCUUCACUGGGAACGGGUACAAGACGAGCCCGCCUCCUGACUGGAACGACAUGUCAUUUAUGAAUUUCGCUACGCCCCAGAUACCCGCUUGGCAAAAUCCGAUGCCCUCUACCCAGACCCAAUUCAUGCAAUCUUUGGGGAUGCAUAGCGCUCAGUCCCAGCCACUCUACAUGAACGGUUAUGCUCCUCAUGUUACUUCAGCACCAUCGUACUCGAACACGAUGAGUGGGCUUGGGACAACACAAACGGCCGUAGCUCAAUUCGCUGCGAAUCACCCCCAGAAGUCCGCCUACACCCAUUCUCAUACCCAUCAUGAUGCGGAAUCUUGUCAUGACUGCAAAUGCGGAGACGAUUGUCAAUGCCUAGGCUGCGCGGCCCAUCCAUUCAACAACACCACUCGCCAGCAUGUCCAGGAGAUGGGCGUCAUGAUGACCUUUGAUGGUGAUGAGCAUACACCUGAAACCAUCACCAACGCCUACCAGCCCUCUCCCUUCCAUAGCACUACUCCAUCGACUCCGAUGAACUUUGGCUUCAUGCAGCACAAUCCCCCCAUGGAAAACACUGGUCAGCAGAACAACUUUGACCCAUACUCAGACCCCAACUCCACCAUGUCUUCUGGAUACUCCUCUCCUCUCCGCGCCAGCCACAACUUGAACCAGCAGUUGAUGCAUCCAUCUGAAUACUACACUUUGGAGUACCCGGUGGGAAUUCCCUCAGCUUGUUCGGAUGUGACUGGUAGCUGUCAAUGUGGCAACGACUGCAGUUGCGUCGGUUGCCUUACACACAGCGGCCAUAAUGGCGUGCCUCUCGAUGCACCUAUUCCAGAACCCUCUAUUGCUACCACGACAGAACAGCACUCUUCAUCACAUCGCCAUACCCCGGUGACAUCUGUCAGCCAUAACUCGCAUAUCACUGUGCUGGACAAUGUCUCUGUGCCGUGUCUGAGCCCACGCACACUUGAGACAUCGAUGAUAUGA